This is a messenger RNA of Anthostomella pinea, 1104 nucleotides long. NCBI's taxonomy places the organism in Eukaryota, Fungi, Ascomycota, Sordariomycetes, Xylariales, Xylariaceae. The record is from the annotation of a GenBank genome assembly.
AUGGCUCCAGAGUUACUUGAUAAUCCUGACGACCUCAGACUUUACGCUGUGGAUACCUCCGAAGACCUUGACGACCUCAUCGAUGCAGCGUACAAUACUGAUCCGAUGGCAAAAAAGGUGGUGAAAGCCUUGCUAAUCCAAAGUUUGUGGCCAAAGACCGUGAAGCGUUUCAUGCGAGUAUCUUUUGGUGACUGCGAAUUGCGGGAUGGCCGUGUUUUCUACCAUAACAAGCUAUUUAUCCCCGCAAACGAUCACCUCCGCUCCCAGAUCGAAUAUUGUACACACGCGCUCCCUGCCAGUGAUCAUCAAGGCGAAGCCAAGACGGCAGAACUGAUCAAAAGGCACUACUGGUGGCCAGGGUUGUACAGAGAGAUUGGAGGUUUCGUCGGGGCCUGCCACACUUGCAGAAGAGCAAAGGGACUGAAGGAGAGCCUCCAGGGCCUUUUACACUCUUUAACUGUGCCUUUCAGACCCUGGGCCAGUAUCUCAGUCGAUUAUAUCACCGGAUUGCCCGAAUGCUCAAGACAUGGAGUCGUCUACAAACACAUCUUCGUGGAAGACCACGAGCUAUACGCGAACACCAGGAGAGGCGAUGCCCCCAAGUACAAAAUCGGAGACUUGGUCUGGCUAAGCUCUGAGAAUAUCGUCACUCAGCGGCCCUCCAAGAAGCUUAGCGAUAAAUGGCUUGGCCCUUUCGCCGUAUCACGAACAUACAAAAGAGCAUGCGCUCUCGAGCUUGACAGACGGUUCAAUGGCAUCUUCCCUGUUUUUCACCACUCGUUGUUGCGACCAGUUGAGGAACCAAGGACAAGGGAGCAGGCCGAGAUCAAUAAGGACUCUCAAGACGACCAGGAGGGCCUUAUCAUUGUUCUGGAUAAACGAGGCCGCAUGCAGAGGAAGUGGAUAUUCGAUAAAGUUACCAAUAGCCGUAUGCACCAGAAGGAGGGGCUGCAGUAUUACGUCGAGUGGCAGGAUGGCACAGCAUCGUGGCAGCCUGCUCGCAACCUCCAGGGUUGUCACUGGAUACUGUACGAGUUUCACCGAAAUAACAAAGGUAAACCAGGACCUCCAGGGUGGUAUCGCAAGAAGGAAGCCCUAGAGUAG